CCGGCUCGGCGGCUCGGUGCAGCCCGCGCGGCCCCCGCCCUCGGACCCGCCCCCGGGGGUCGCCCGGCCCCAUGCCCUGCAGCGGCGGCGGAGCAACGCGCGGCCACGGGCGGCUCUGAAGAGCCCGGAGGGAGCCGGCGACGAGGGGACCAUGUACCGGGACCCGGAGGCGGCCAGCCCAGGGGCGCCCACCCGCGAUGUCCUGCUGGUCUCUGCCAUCAUCACCGUCAGCCUUAGCGUCACUGUCGUCCUCUGCGGCCUCUGCCACUGGUGUCAGCGCAAACUGGGCAAACGCUACAAGAACUCCUUGGAGACGGUGGGCACGCCAGACUCAGGGCGUGGGCGCAGUGAGAAGAAGGCCAUCAAUGAUCUAGACAGAGACUUUUGGAAUAACAAUGAGAGCACAGUGCAGCAGAAAUGGAGCUCCUACCCUCCCAAGGAGUUUAUUCUAAACAUUUCACCCUACGCCCCUUAUGGCGACCCACGACUGUCCCUCAAUGGCACCCUCCUGGCUGGCGCCAAAGUGGCCGCCGCUGCGGGGCUGGCAGUGGAGCGGGAAGGCCGGCUGGGGGAGAAGCCGGCGCCGGUGCUGCCACCCGGAGAGGACGCCUUGAGAAGCGGCGGCGCUGCCCCCCGCGAGCCGGGCAGCGGUGGCAAGGCGGGGAGAGGCCGCUGGCGGAUGGUGCAGAGCCACCUGGCCGCCGGGAAGCUCAACUUGUCCAAUUUCGAGGACUCCACUCUGUCCACGACCACUACCCUUGAGUCUAUCCCCAGUUCCACGGGAGAGCCGAAAUGCCAGCGACCCUGCACUCUGACGCGGCAGCAGAGCCUGCAGCAGCCGCUGAGCCAGCACCAGCGGGGCCGGCAGACCAGCCAGCCCACCACCAGCCAGAGCCUGGGCCAGCUGCAGGCCCACGUGGCCUCGGUGCCGGGCCCCAACUCUCGGGCCUACGGCCGGGGCCAGGCUCGGCAGGGCUCCUCGGCCGGCUCCAAGUACCGGCCGGCCGGCGGCCGCAGCCGCUCCAACCCAGGCAGCUGGGACCACGUGGUGGGGCAGAUUCGAAACCGAGGCUUGGACAUGAAAUCCUUCCUGGAAGGCCGGAUGGUGGUGCUAUCCUUGGUCUUAGGGCUUUCGGAACAGGAUGACUUUGCCAAUAUCCCUGACCUGCAAAACCCAGGAACCCAGCAGAACCAGAACGCUCAGGGGGACAAGAGGUUGCCUACCGGAGGGAAGGCAGUGAACACAGCCCCAGUGCCGGGCCAGACGCCCCACGAUGAGUCUGACCGCCGGACCGAGCCCCGCUCCUCCGUCUCAGAUCUCGUCAACUCCCUCACCAGUGAGAUGCUCAUGCUCUCCCCAGGCUCUGAGGAGGACGAGGUCCACGAGGGCUGCAGCCGAGAGAACCUGGGCCGGAUCCAGUUCAGUGUCGGCUACAACUUCCAGGAGUCCACGCUCACCGUGAAGAUCAUGAAGGCCCAGGAGCUGCCAGCCAAGGACUUCAGCGGCACCAGCGACCCCUUCGUCAAGAUCUACCUGCUGCCAGACAAGAAGCACAAGCUGGAGACCAAGGUGAAGCGGAAGAACCUGAACCCCCACUGGAACGAGACCUUCCUCUUUGAAGGUUUCCCCUACGAGAAGGUGGUGCAGAGGGUCCUCUACCUCCAGGUCCUGGACUACGACCGCUUCAGCCGCAAUGACCCCAUCGGGGAGGUGUCCAUCCCCCUCAACAAGGUGGACCUGACCCAGAUGCAGACCUUCUGGAAGGAUCUGAAGCCAUGCAGCGAUGGGAGUGGGAGCCGAGGGGAGUUGCUCCUGUCUCUCUGCUACAACCCCUCUGCCAACUCCAUCAUCGUGAACAUCAUCAAAGCCCGGAACCUCAAAGCCAUGGACAUCGGGGGCACGUCAGACCCCUACGUGAAGGUGUGGCUAAUGUACAAGGACAAGCGGGUGGAGAAGAAGAAGACGGUGACAAUGAAGAGGAACCUGAACCCCAUCUUCAACGAGUCCUUUGCCUUCGACAUCCCUACGGAGAAGCUGAGGGAGACGACCAUCAUCAUCACCGUCAUGGACAAGGACAAGCUCAGCCGCAACGACGUCAUUGGCAAGAUCUACCUGUCCUGGAAGAGUGGGCCCGGGGAGGUGAAACACUGGAAGGACAUGAUUGCCCGUCCCCGGCAGCCUGUGGCUCAGUGGCACCAGCUGAAGGCCUGAAUGGGGCCAAGGGAGGCCCAGGGGCCAAGGGCCUGGGUCCCCAUCAUACCCUCACCACUUUAUGCACAAUGCCUGGCCUGGCCCCCCUGCCAUGGGUGAGGGAAGGAUCCUGAGGGCUCGGCCAGGGAGGGGUCCCAGGAAUCCAGCCCCAUUUCUAGGGAGAACCAGCCCCAUUCCCCACCGGUCCAGCUCUGGGGGAGGGGCUCUGGGAGCCAUUUUCCUGCUUUGCCCCUUUCCUUCCUGACUUGCCGAUACUAAAGAAGUGGGGGGCGGAGCACGAGAGCCAGACGGGCAGACGAGCAGAUCCCUCCAGAGGCCCGCCAGGUGGGCACGGUCCCCCGUUUUCUUUAAGGCAGUGCCUGGAGUGGAGAAAGGCCGCCCCCUCCCCAGCCCCCAACGUGGGCCCAGGAGAGGGGAGGUCGAGGCGUUUGGCCCCGGCCCGACCAAGAGAGGCCUGUUCCAGGGCAGUUUCAGGUGCCGGCUGGGCCCUGAAUGCCGAGGAUAGUAUAUAGCCCGCUCCGGGGUCCUGGAGCCGCAGCCCUGUGUACUUGUGUUGUGUUCACCGUGUGUGUGUACGUGUGCGUGCGUGCGUGCGUGUGUGCGGGUGGGAAAACUCGCUCCCUGUUUCCCUGGGGCCCGCAGUGCUGAAGACGAUGCAGAGAGGGCAGGGUUUCGUGAAGUGAGGUAGGGCUGGAGGCUGAGAAGUCAAUGCACAGAGCCAGGGGGUGGGAGAGGAGAGGCAGGGAUGGAUGCAGGGUGGGGUGGGCAAGAGGGGGCAGACAGGAGCUGGGCUGAGAGCUGGGCUGCCUCCUUCUCCCCCACCCCCGCCGCCCCAGAACUCUCCACUAGCUCCUUCCCCAGCGAUUUCGUCUCUUGAACAUCAGUUCAUGCCUUUCAGGCACCUACUGUGUGUAUCGCAUUCCACCAGGACUCCCCUGCUCCCUUCUGUCUCAGGGGUCCCAAGCCCCCACUAGCUCUCUUCCCUAACACCCUCAUCCAAAGGCACCCUCAGCCUUCCCAGAUGUUGUAUCCCAGCCACGUUGGCAACGUUUGCCACGCCUUCCAGCUUCCUUCCCUUUCCUCGUCUCUGUGCAGACCUCCCCACCCACACACCUCCACCCCUCCAUCCCCUGUGCUCAUAGACCUUCCCUUUCAUCCCGUCGUGGUCUCUGAUCUUCCAUCACUUGACCUUCUCCAGGGCUUUCCUUUCACCUUUCCCACAGCUCCUGGUCCCUCAGAGCAGCUCCUUCUGCCCCUCUCCGUUCAGGCAGAGGCAGCAGGGAGCAUUCCAGGAUUCUGUGAGUUUUGAGGUUGCCCCCACACAAAGAAGCUGUGGUUCCUCUGCCUCAGCUACUGCAGAGGCGAGAACUGGCAUCCCCUUGGAGGCAGCAGAUUUCGGGAUGAUCCCUGCUUAAGCCCACUCACCCCCAUGCCGGUCCUGGUAUUGAUGCAAGACAGCUGGUGACAGCCUCAAAUCCAGGGGUCCGCGAGCCUGGGCCUGACAUUCCUGGCACACACCGCGAGGUGGCGCCCUGACACUACAGUCUGUGGACGAGGUCUGGGAGCACAGUGCAACCCCAGAUGGGUCUGACACCCCAGGAAGGAGACUCUGGAAAGGGUGCCCCACUUAGCACGGCAAAAGCAUAGGCAGUCGGGAACCAUUUUCCUUAAGUAGACUUCCCUUUGCGCUGAGCGUUUGCUCUGUGCAGUAGACGCUCACAUUUUUGCCCGUAUCAAAAGUUUCUUACCUAGAAUCUCACGCCCCCGCCCCUACUCCCUAACCCCAAGGAUCUAGAGGAAUAUCAUACAAAGUAGGUGAGUCAUUUUGUAGAGUGAAGAGUGCUAACGUAAAGCAGUCACCCACAUUCCUUGUAAAUCCCAAUUUUUCCAUAUUGUAGCUUUGCUUAAAAUGGGGGUCUGCCCCAGUGGCACGGUCCUUAUCGGGCAGGCUGGGGAACCAGCCCCCAGCGGGGACUGGAGGGCAGCGACCCCGGAGACAGUGGAAGCGAAGAAAGGGUGUUGUUGGAAGCUUUGAGAAGCGGAGGGUAUCGGCCAUCCUCCAUCCCUCGCUGGAAUCCCGUGCCCCUCCACGCCGGAGGCCGGUGGGAGAGCGAUCCCAGUCCCAGGCCCUGGUGUCUGCUACAGAGCACUCGGGGAUUGAACCAACUUGCAUUGAGUGGGCGGGGCAGCUGCAUCCCCGUUUUCCGAGCCCGGUCCCCGAAGCUCUUAGCCAAUCACAUAAAGAGAGCGUCUCCAGGCCGUGCCCGUUCCAAAUCUGACCCCACCCAAGCACGUCGAUGAACCGGACCUGGGGUUCUCCAACCGCGACGGGCACCCUGAGCUCCGGGACGCGGGGGAGGGGUGGCAAGUGGUGGGCCAAAGGCAGGGUGGGCUAGCAAGGGAAGCAGCGGGUGGUAUGGGGUGAGGGUGGGGGCGGUCUAAGGCUAUAGAAGAACAAGGAAAGGGGGAACUUGAGGGUGGGGGGAGGGCCCUCGUGCCCUGUCACCAUCCUAGGACCUUGGACAAAUCACCCACACUCCCGGGGCCUCAGUUUCCCCAUCUGUAAAAUGAUGGUAAUAAUACUUCACCUACCUCAUAGGGGAGGUUGUAAGGCCGCUGUCACCUGACCUGGGGGUGGAGGCAGGAGGAUUCUGAAGGUGCUACCCGUGAGUAAAGUAUUAUUACCGUAGCCCGAAGGCAAGGCCCGCCUUCCCCGCCCCCCACAGAGCCUCCAGGGAUAGCUGAGGCCUGCCUGGGCCCAUCUAUCUCUUCUCCACUGUGUCCCCGGUCCCUUCAUGAGCGGUCAUCUGCCAUCUUCGUGGGCGCCCUAGACUUAAUCAUUAUCUUAUUCAGGUAUCCUUUCUUGUGACCAUCUCCCCACGUAACUGCUGUACAAAUUCCACCUGCUCCAGGACCCCGUACCUGCCCACCGGCGCCAGACGCCAGGGAAGGGACAAGGAAAACAGCCACAAAAAAAACCAAGGGAAGCCCCCAGAAUCCCCAGCCCCUCUGGGGUCCCAGGGGUGGGGAUUGGUGGUCGCUGUUUGUAUUGUGUUUGAGUCCUUGAGUGCAAGCGUUUUAUAAAAACAACAACAACAACAAAAACCCACUAUCACAAAAAAAUUUGCAGCGAAGAGAAAUGAAGGAAAACCGAAGAAAAAAAAGGAAAAAAAGAAUCAUACAAAAUUUUUCCACCACACGCACCCUCUAAGCCAGCAAGAUUUCCUCUUUGCAAAAUCAUAUUUUUGUGGGAAUGGGCCCUGCUUUUUGUGGCAAGGCCUGUUCUGAUUAAUAAAGGAUCGUGAAAAAGUAGGGCCUUGGCUGUUUCCUCCGUGGGUCCUAGCUCUCCCUCUCCUCCCAGGGGAAGAAGCAGUGGGGUGAGGGGAUGGGGAGCCUGGGGCUGCAUCUCCCCUCACCUGUCACCUUUGGGAUUUGGCUUCACGGGUGAUGAGGCCCUUCCAGCCCAUCCUCAGGUUGAGCAUAUGAGCCCACCAGCUACCCAGAAAGCAGAGGAGCAGCUAUACCCCCUGGAUCAGGCCUAAAGCAAGGCUUAUUGGGAGUGGAGUCUACUCGGGGCCUGAGGGGUGCCCCUCUAGCUCACCCAGCCCGACAUCCCCUUCCUCAGUUCCCAGGGGAACCACCCUCCAAGGCAGGUCAGACAAACCAAAGGGAGACCCUCCACCUUCCCCACCACCACCUGAACUCUGGCUGGGCCACUGUUGUUUCAGGCCAGCACGUCCUCCUCCUUCUGUUCCCUGCAAAGCUCUGGGUCUGUUGGCUGGACCUGCAGCUUCUCUCCAUUCUUUUCUGGUUUCAUCCUUUAGGAUUGUUAAAAGUCUCUCCAACUCAAAAGCACCCAAGGCCAGUCCUAGCCUGAGGACCUGGGAAGCUGGGCCCCAGUGUCUUCCUUCUCCAGACACAGUGGCCCCGGGCAAGCUAGUUCCUUCCUCCUGGUGUCAGUUCCCUCCGUCCACAGAAGAGCAAUAACCAUCCCAGCCCUUUCCCCUUCCCUCCCACACACAGCCCAGGAGAAGCUGAGGCCUGGCAGCUCUCAGGGUGCUUCAGAAGGAAGGUGCUACAUCUGUUACAGGCACACAAGAAAUGAGUGCCCUCUGUUGUCGUGUGUCCCCUGCCCACUCCGAGUGAAGGGGCCACCGUGCCUCCUGCACUAAGUACCCCCACCUGGAGCUGCCCGUUUUCUCCCCUUCUGCCCCAUGAAUUUCCGACAGCUUGGUUUAAAUGUCCCGUUAAAAGGUUCUGAUCUCUGGCUCAGAGAUUGGAGGGAGCCCUAGGGUCUGGGAGGUAGCCUCACGAGCACUCCUUGCCAGGACUUCUGUUCAGGCUCGCUCUGGAAAAACUAGGCUUGAAAGCAGGACAGCUUGGCCUGGCAGAGGUGGCAGCCCCAUGCCAUGGGCUCCAGGCCUCCUCCUGGCCUUUUUUGCCUUCUCCUGCCUCCACUUCGGGGGGUCUCUCUUCAUCCAUGCCUGCAGAGACUCCCCAUCCCUCCCUGUGGCUGGGACCAGUGCCCUCUGGUGUUCUUUCUCCUGCAAGUCCCUCCUGGAUUCCGCUGCUUUCUGGAAGGCCUUCUCAGGCCACGUCCUGCUCUCCUCUCCCUCCCCAACAAAGACAACCAGAAGGACAACGCUUGAACACGCCCCAUAUGCCCCAGCCCGUGUCUCCCCAACCAUCUGUGUCCCUUGAAGAUGCCCCGCUCUCUGUGUCUGUGUCCUGUGUGUAUGUGUGGUGUCACCUUUAGAUUGUGAGCCCCCCUGGGCAGAGAUCCCUGUCUGAAUACAUGUUCUGGGCAGCGCA
Messenger RNA from Balaenoptera musculus (blue whale), 7024 nucleotides. It is a transcript of the gene SYT7, whose product is annotated as synaptotagmin 7. The transcript has 13 exons. Gene Ontology annotation, cellular component: axon; synapse; synaptic vesicle. Lineage: Eukaryota; Metazoa; Chordata; Mammalia; Artiodactyla; Balaenopteridae. Gene Ontology annotation, molecular function: SNARE binding; clathrin binding; calcium-dependent phospholipid binding. Gene Ontology annotation, biological process: cellular response to calcium ion; calcium-ion regulated exocytosis; regulation of dopamine secretion. The record is from RefSeq and is a predicted model, not a curated record. The coding region runs from base 152 to 2212 and encodes 686 amino acids.